UUGACAGAAAGAACCCGAAGAACAGAAGCAAGUGACCGAAGACCCGUGACCCUAAGUCGCGAAUUCACCUCACAUAUUCCCAAACACCCCAAAUCCCAAUUGCUCACCUUGUGCUGUGCUCCCUCUUCUCCAGAACACACCGAGGAUGAACCAUAAUCAGCAAUCAAGUGAUGGUAUCCACGAAGAUGACGCUGCGCUCUCCGAUUUCCUCGCAUCCUUAAUGGAUUACACUCCCACGAUUCCAGACGAGUUGGUGGAGCAUUACUUAGCCAAGAGCGGGUUCCAAUGUCCCGACGUUCGACUAAUUAGGCUGGUAGCUGUUGCUACACAGAAGUUUGUGGCUGAGGUUGCAACCGAUGCCCUACAGCAGUGCAAGGCAAGACAGACAACUGUAGUCAAGGACAAAAGGGAUAAGCAGCAAAAGGAUAAGCGCCUAAUGUUAACAAUGGAGGACCUCUCAAGGGCACUGCAUGAGUAUGGCGUGAAUGUGAAGCAUCAAGAGUAUUUUGCUGAUAGCCCUUCAACUGGGAUGGAUCCUGCUUCAAGAGAUGAAUGAAGUUUUCUAAGUCCUAUCUAUAUAUGCUUAUGAAAAUACUUGCUACAUAGCUUGUGAUGUUUCCUCUCUUUUGCACUAUUUUGGCCAAUGGCUGUGUUGACAAUUAUCUCUCCCUUUACAUUGUGAAAAAAAAAAAAAAAAAAACUCCUUUCUGUUUUUCCUUUCUUUAUUAAUUCUUUUUAAUAAGAUUACUAGCUGAAUUAGAGUA
Messenger RNA from Corylus avellana, 764 nucleotides. RefSeq names its product TBP-associated factor II 15 (gene TAFII15). The record is from RefSeq and is a predicted model, not a curated record. Lineage: Eukaryota; Viridiplantae; Streptophyta; Magnoliopsida; Fagales; Betulaceae. Gene Ontology annotation, biological process: transcription initiation at RNA polymerase II promoter. Gene Ontology annotation, cellular component: SAGA complex; nucleus; transcription factor TFIID complex. Gene Ontology annotation, molecular function: promoter-specific chromatin binding; RNA polymerase II general transcription initiation factor activity.